Molecule: messenger RNA, 231 nt
Organism: Racocetra persica
Lineage: Eukaryota; Fungi; Glomeromycota; Glomeromycetes; Diversisporales; Gigasporaceae
Source: the annotation of a GenBank genome assembly
UUAAGCCAUUUGAGGUAUAUGAAUCAAAAGAUGGUUGGCCAAGAGGAAUUGUGGUAUUUAAUGGUCAUGGUGCAGACUCUGGACCAAAAGAAACAUCUCCAGAAACCUCUGUACCAGGUACAGAAAGUGAAGGUAGUCCUCAUGAACAAUCACCAACGUUUAGUGGGAAAUUACAUGAACCAUCUCCAAAUAUCCACGGCACGUCUCAGACAAUUAUGCGAUCAAUGUUUA